UAGUAAAUGAUAGCAUUACUUAGCAGGACUAAUCGUGGAACAAUGAAAAAAUAGUUGUUUGCCAUACCAUGGCAUUCUCCUUGCAGCUUCCCUUGGCAGGCACAACCUUAACGUUAGCGUUGGAGCGUGACAGCUUCAAGACAAAGUGCGAUGCCAAGAAGCUUCAUACCCACUUCAUCAAAACUGGGAAGCACUCCGAUAUCUUUCUCGCAACUAAAUUGGUUCAGAUGUAUGGGAAGUCUGUAAAUAUCGAGGAUGCGCGGCAUAUAUUUGAUGAAAUGUCUCAGCGAAAUUUAGUGACAUGGAAUGUCAUGAUUGGAGUUUAUGUUCAAUGCGGAGAAGCGGAGGAGGCGCUGAAACUCUUCCGUCUAAUGCGAAAGAAGAUGAUAAAAAUGAGCCAUUUUACUGCAAGCAGCGUUGUCAAGGCAUGCACUGCCCUCUCAGCUCUUAAACAAGGCAGGGAAUUGCAUGCCCACGUCAUAAGAAGUGGAUUUGAAUUGGAUAUUGUUCUGUACACUACCCUAAUUGAAAUGUACUGGAAAGGCGGAAGCAAACUGGAUGCAUGUAAAGUGUUUGACGAAAUGCCACUGAGAAAUGUGAUUUCAUGGAGUGUUAUGAUAUCAGGUUGUGUACAGAAUGGCUUCGAGGAGAAGGCAGUGGCUCUUUUUUCAAAAAUGCAGGAGAUGGGUUUCAAUCCCAAUCAGUACAUUUAUUCCAGUAUCAUAAAGGCAUGUGCAGGUUUGCUACUAGUGGAGCUGGGUAAACAACUACAUGCUCUUGUUUCUAAAGCUGGAUUGGAGUCAGAUGUCAUUGUUGGGAGUGCAUUAGUUGAUGGUUAUGUUAAAUGUGGGAAUAUUGAAGCAGCACAGAUUGUUUUUGGGAGAAUGUCUAGAUGGGAUGUGGUUUCAUGGACCACUAUGAUUGUGGGUUAUAUCCAGGUGGGGAGGGAUGAUGAGGCUCUCGAACUGUUCUUCCAAAUGCUGCAGCACAAUCUCAUGAAACCAAACCACUUCACAUAUUCAGCAGUCCUUAGGGCAUGCUCCGAUUUAGCUGACAUGGAAUCUGGUAAACAGAUUCAUGCACACCUUAUAAAAACAUUAUUUGAAUCAAAUGCCUCUGUAGAUAAUUCUCUUAUUAGCAUGUAUGCCAGGUGUGGAAACAUAGAUGACUCACGGAAAGUGUUUGAUCUAAUGUCGAGGAGGAAUGUGGUUUCAUGGAAUGCCAUGAUCACAGGGUAUGCUCUGCAUGGAAAUUGUGAGGAGGGGAUUAGAUUCUUUAAGCAAAUGCAACUUGCAGGGAUUAAACCAAAUCAUAUCACAUUUGUUGGUGUCCUCUCUGCUUGCAGCCAUGGAGGCCUUGUGGAGCAAGGUCGUGGCUUCUUUCAUUCAAUGAGUGUAGAUCAUGGCAUUGAAGCAACAAUGGAACACUAUGCUUGUAUGGUUGAUCUAUUUGGCCGGGCAGGUCGAUUGGAGGAGGCCUUAGAGAUUAUAAGACAAAUCCCACAAGAACCUACAGCUCUUAUAUGGCGGACUUUGCUGGGUGCUUGUAAAGUCCAUGGCAAUUUGGAGCUAGGCUAUCGUGCAGCACAGGCUCUCUUGAAAUUGGAACCUAACGAUUCUGCUACAUAUGUGCUGUUGUCAGGUAUGUAUGCUACAUAUGGCAGAUGGGAUGAUGUGGCAAAAUUAAGAAAAAUAAUGAAAGACAAUGGUGUGAGAAAGGAGGAUCCAGGGCACAGCUGGAUUCAGAUCAAGAAUAGGGUUUAUGUAUUUCUUGCAGAAGAUAGAUCAAACCAACAAACAGAAGAAGUUUAUCCAAUUAACGAUGCAUAAAAUUGACAAAGCAAUUGGACAAGGUAGGAAGUAUGAACAAGAAGAUAGAUCAAACCAACAAACAGAAGAAACUCAUCUAAUUAAUGAUGGAUAAAAUUGACAAAGCAAAUGGACAAGAUAAGAAAUAUGGACAAAAAGAUUAUGAGAUAGAGCAGGGAGAGGCUGGUUAUUGCUUUUGGGCCUAUCAGCACACCCCUUGAAGCAUUUGCAAAAGAUAUUCGACUACCAUGCUACUAUAAAGUUGUCCUCUAACGUCAUCCCUAACCGAUGUUACAAUUCCGGGGUGGAGAAAGUCCUUGCAGUGGUUGUUGCUGAUAUUUAUUAGUUGAGCAAUGAGUUUCAUCUAGUGCAAAUACAUGGAUAGCAGUACAUUUGGUUAUCUAACCACCUCUUCACUGUAUAUUAAGUCCCAUUUAGUAGAUAUCCUAUAUGCUUUGUACAACUACUAAGAAUUUAUACGAUCCCUUUUUCAUCUUUA
Messenger RNA from Cryptomeria japonica (Japanese cedar), 2307 nucleotides. Its product is annotated as pentatricopeptide repeat-containing protein At2g13600. Lineage: Eukaryota; Viridiplantae; Streptophyta; Pinopsida; Cupressales; Cupressaceae. The transcript has 2 exons. Gene Ontology annotation, molecular function: RNA binding; protein binding. The record is from RefSeq and is a predicted model, not a curated record. Bases 69 to 1829 code for a protein of 586 amino acids. Gene Ontology annotation, biological process: RNA modification.